CAAAAAAAUGCGCACUUUUUUUAUAUUACGAUUAUUAUAUAUUCCACAAAUCUUGGCUACACUCUCCACAACAGAGACUUAUGACCCCACUAUCGAGGACUCAUACCGAAAACAAGUUGUUAUUGAUGAGCAGCCAUGCGUGCUUGAAGUACUGGAUACCGCUGGGCAAGAGGAGUAUACCGCGUUGCGUGACCAAUGGAUCCGCGAUGGUGAAGGCUUUCUUUUAGUCUAUUCCAUAUCGUCACGCUCAACGUUCGAACGCGUUGAACGUUUCCGUGAUCAAAUAUUUCGCGUCAAAGAUGUCGAUAAUGUACCCUUGAUGCUUGUUGGCAACAAAUGUGACAAAGUCACCGAGCGCGAGGUUUCGCGUGAAGAAGGUUAUGCCAUGGCCAAACGACUUUCCUGCGACUUUAUUGAAACAUCAGCAAAAACAUGCGUUAAUGUAGAAAGAUCCUUCUAUUCAGUCGUCAGGAUGAUCCGCGCUAAUCGCGAAGGAGGCUAUGGCCAUCAACCUGGCACAAAGAAGAAGCAGAAAAAGAGAUGCUUGAUAUUAUAAUCAAACUAUUAUUCAAUCAGUGUCCUCCGCCAACCACAAACUGCAACUAUACAUCUACAGAGAGAAAGGAUCUCUUAAUCGGCUCAAGCUUCUUUUUAUUUUGACUCUUCUUUCUUUU
Umbelopsis ramanniana AG is the source of this 674-nucleotide messenger RNA. RefSeq lists its product as uncharacterized. The record is from RefSeq and is a predicted model, not a curated record. Gene Ontology annotation, molecular function: GDP binding; GTPase activity; GTP binding. Lineage: Eukaryota; Fungi; Mucoromycota; Umbelopsidomycetes; Umbelopsidales; Umbelopsidaceae. The transcript has 3 exons. Gene Ontology annotation, cellular component: plasma membrane. Bases 8 to 556 code for a protein of 182 amino acids. Gene Ontology annotation, biological process: signal transduction.